GCGGACGCGGUUGCGCGCACGUCCAAAGCUGUGAGGGUGCGCGUCACGUUGGUAAACGCGAACCACUCUCACUGACAACAUGUCCGCUGCUGCUGCUGCACAGCAAAACAACAACGAAGAACCUGGGCUAAACGGUUCCUGGGUGGAGCUGGAGAUGAACGGUAACACGGGGCCCCCCGCCCUGCCGGCCAGUGCGCCCCCUGCUGGCCCUAGCAAUGGGAACGAGGGCGAGGGCCCGGUCCCGCCAGCUCUGCCUGCUGUGCCAGAGGAGGAGGAGGAGAGCGCGACGGGGGGGCUGGAGCACGUGCCCUCCUCGUCCUCCAUCCACAACGGAGACAUGGAGAAGAUCCUGCUGGACGCCCAGCACGAGUCCAGCCAGAGCAGCUCCUCCUGCGGCAGUCCUCCCAGACCUCAUAGUCCCGACCAGGAUGAGGGUCAGAUCACCUUCGAUGUGGAGAUGUCCAGCAGGAGAGAUAGUCAGUCAGAAGAGGAGGGGCCUGAGAAGGAGAGAGAUGAGGACAUUCUCAUGAACAAGGGCACAGAUUGGGUGGCUGACUGGUCCAGCCGGCCAGAGAACAUUCCCCCAAAGGAGUUCCACUUCCGUCACCCCCGCCGCUCAGUGAUGCUCAGCAUGAGGAAGACCGGCGCCAUGAAGAAAGGGGGCGUGUUCUCCGCCGAGUUCCUCAAAGUCUUCAUUCCCUCACUGCUCCUGUCGCACAUCCUCGCGCUCGGACUGGGGGUCUACAUUGGGAAAAGACUGACCACGCCCUCCACCAGUUCUUUCUAAACGUGAAUGGAAAAAAAAGUGCCUGGGAUCGAUUGCGUUGUGUUGAGACGUCUCCAUUUGUAUGACGAAUGCUGUUUCUCCUACUUCUCCUCCCCCCCCCCCUUCUGUUCUCCUCUCUGCACCUCCAGUCUUCCUCUCUCUUCCUUCCCGUCUCUUUUUUCAUCCCUGGUCGGUCUGUCCCCGCCCUUCUGCGUCUCGCUGGGGGAGACGCACCGGGGAAAGACCCUGGGGUGGGGGCCGAGCCACCAGGCCUCCACCCGCACCUCUUUUUACGUCCCCUUUCUUUCUCUCUUUCACUCAUUCAUUCACACCUGGCGGGUCUUCUGCCCGCUCGUGAGUUGUUGUUACGUUUUGCUUUCGCUUGGGUUUGUUGUGAUGACCGGCUGGCUUUCAGCUGUAAUUCUAAUGAAGCGUUUCAAUCAGGAGAACCUCGUCACUGCUACUCUGAAACUGGGCAGGAGAGUAUCCCCUUCCACUGCCACACUGUUCCUGCCUGCAUCGUAUCGGGAACACCCUGUACCAGGAGGAAGUAUCUCAGCAGAGUGUCUAUUGUGCUGUGGAAUGGGGGGAGGUUGGUGUUUGAGUUACUGGAUAAGAGGUUUGUCAUCGUCUAGGGUUUCUAUAGGAAAGAAAUGAUAAGACAGGGAUGUUAUUUGAAGACAAGGGGGCAUGUGCGUAGAGCCACAUCUGGAGCAGGACCUUUUUCUGAACUGGAGUCCAUUAGACUUUUCUUUGACAGUUUUCGGAAUUACAUCAUGGGCCUUCGAAGGAUACGGACACCCCACCUUUACUCCGCCUGUGUGUGCGCGCAUGUGUGUGUGUGGGGGAGGGGGGGGAUGCGGGGGUGCAUCAGUUGUGUCAUGUGGCAAUAUUGUGGAUAAGUACAUUUAAUCAACAUGUUCACUUUAUUUUGAGAGUGUAAGCAGCAGCCCAGAAGUUUGUGCAGAAACUUGAAGCUGGAAUUAUCUAUAAACCAUAGACUCCCUGACAUAAACCAGACUCUUACAUUAGCAUACUUUUUAUGGUUAAGUCCCCGCUAAAUAUAAACAUGCUGUGAAAUUAUUAUUGCUAAAAUAGUCAUCAUUAUUAUUCAAAUUAUUGUCAUAAUGCUUCCUAGCCGGAUUUAUUACCUCAGCAAAUCUUCUAUUCUGUGGCAUGCUGAAGUUGACAGUACCGGGGCAGAGACUGUUCCCCACAGGAAGUGGAUAAGCAUUGCUUCCUGUAACCACCUCCAAACUGUGAACAGGAAUAGAGCAUAGGUGAUGUCGGCAAGGGAACUGACCCUUAAUGAAGGUCCAUGGAUAGAGCCUGUGAUCUUUGGGCUGUUGCUCAGGCUGAGGGCCAGGGUCAGCAGCAGCCAAUGAGAUCUGUGUUGCCUCAUUGGCUGCUGAUGCCUAGACUUCCAUGUCAUUUCCUGGAUUUUUGAAGUCAUUCAUUCAAGCCGCUUUGUUAUAUGAUUCAGUGUUGGUUCUCUUGAGGUAUGCACAUGAAUACUUAUUUAAAUAUAGUGUCCGGUCUUUCCGAGAUGAAAAUGUAAGUGUAAACAGCCGUGUUUAUUGUAAUGCACACGAUGCUGGAUGUGUAUCCUCACACAGCCACCCUGCUGUAUGGCGCUCUCUGGCUUUAUGAAUGCCUGUCUUUGGGACACACCCACCCGGUGAGUGACCGGUCUUACCCAAUGUCUGCAGUUGUUGUCAUGAGUUUCAGUUGGUUGGUCACUCGCUAGGAUUCAGCUCGUUCAUCUGGCUUCUCGGUAACUGCACUCUGUCCUUGAAUAACAAGUUGGUACAUAUCACAGUUUUAGAAUGAGCAUAUGUGGUCAUAUCCAUAACAGUGCCAAAGGGUUUUUGUUGUCCUUUUUUUGUUGCUGCUGACCUUGAAUGCCCCUAAAUACAUUUAAUUUACCAUCCUUAUAUAGGAGGUGUAUCCAGAAAAAAAGUUUAAAUCAGCCAAGUGAGCUGGGAUAGAUGUGUAUGAUACAAUAUUUUAGUUUAAUGUCCAAAUAUUUGCCAUGACAAUGUAAUUCAUAUACUUUUUUUCUUGCUACGCGUCAUUUUUAGACAUAUUUUCCAGUUUGCUGCUUCUCUGUGGUGGCCAGGUACAGCAAGGUACUGAGGCAUUAAAUAAUUCCUGUGUUACCGCUGUGUUGGUAUCAUAGGCAUAAUGAACAUACCAACUCUCCCUACGCAAGCCAGCUGACUGGGAACUGUGAACUCUCAAUCAAAUUUGAUUUCUUUCGAGAGAAAAUGUUUCACAACUCUUAUCAAGCCGCCAUUUCAUCAUCCCCCACCAACUGUGUUUUAUUUGUGCCUCACUUCGUUUUACACAACUUUGGCUCUCAUUUUGUACAUGCCACAGAGAUGUUCCUGAGCAGCAGAAGGACAUAUAGAAAUAUAACUGAACGCACAGAGGCUAAGGUGUAGCUAUCAGCAGAAUAAACUAGUCAAUCCCUGGCUUCAGGGCAGAUGGAAAAAUGAUUUAAAAAUAUGUUUUUUUUUUUUUUUUUUUUUUUUUUUUUAUCAUCUUCUUGCUUACUGGAAAGGACAAAAAAGAGGCAAUACUGAUUUGUACUGCGGGCAGGGCCCAUGUGAAGCAAAGCACAUACCGAAGUUUCUUAUGGACAGUAAUGAUAAUAAUGCUAACCGUAAUGUCAGUAUGUAAGCUUUGUCCUUUGUUUUGUUUCUCUCCCAAUUGGAAAAGGCAAAUUAAAUUUCUCAAAUGCCA
This is a messenger RNA of Conger conger (European conger), 3511 nucleotides long. It is a transcript of the gene bnip3la, whose product is annotated as BCL2 interacting protein 3 like a. Gene Ontology annotation, biological process: mitochondrial outer membrane permeabilization; positive regulation of apoptotic process; defense response to virus. Gene Ontology annotation, cellular component: mitochondrial envelope; nucleus; mitochondrial outer membrane. The record is from RefSeq and is a predicted model, not a curated record. NCBI's taxonomy places the organism in Eukaryota, Metazoa, Chordata, Actinopteri, Anguilliformes, Congridae. The transcript has 6 exons. Bases 80 to 787 code for a protein of 235 amino acids.